AUGACGGCGACGAGGAACCCCACCACGAAGGCGCGCACCGUCAGCUGCUCCCGCCACGUCGGCACCGGCUUCUCCAAGAACGCCCGCUCCACGGAUGCCUCCUCCUCCGCCUCCCCGUCGUCAUUGCUCCUGACGUUGCGGCACCGGAGGAGGUUGCCCGUCUCCACCGCGUCGGCGUCCUGGGCUGCGGCCGCCGCUGCUGCUGCCGCGGCUGCGGUGGCGUCCGUCGCCAUGGCUUCUCGAUCUUCUCGGGGGCCGUCGGAGUCCGGCGGCCUGGCGGCGCUGGCUGCCGGCCUCGCGAGGCGCCUGGCCGAGGAGAACUCGGAGAGCAACCUGAUCCUCGGCGUCCUCGGCGCGCCGUCUCGCGCCGCGUUCGAGGUGUUCGUCUCCCUCGUGGCGGAGCAAGCGCUCAGAGACCAGUCUGGCUCCGGCGGGCCGCGCAUCGCGUUCGCGUGCGGCGUGUGGAGCGACCUCACUUGCGCCCUGAAGCCAGCCUACCGCCACGCCGUCCUGAGCACGUACAAGGCCGAGGCCAGCACCGUCGACUUCCAGAACGACCCGGAGGGAGCACGCGGCCAGAUCAACGAGUGGGCCGCGCGGGCGACGCAGAACCUGAUCGGCGGCGUCCUCGGCCCGGAAUCAGUGACGCCGCUCACCCGCGUCGUGCUCGGCAACGCCAUAUACUUCAAGGGGAAGUGGCAAGAGCCCUUCUGCAAGAGGGAUACCGAGAGCAAGCUUUUCCACCGGCUCGACGGCCGCGCCGUCGACGUGCCCUUCAUGCAGAGUUGGGAGCCCCAGUUCAUCGCCGUGCACCAAGGGUUCAAGGUGCUCACACUCCGGUACCAGACGCAAGCUAAUCUAACUCCGCCCGGGUUCCCCUCUGACGGUAACAUGUGCGCACGGUUUUCUAUGUGCAUCUUCCUUCCGGAUGCCCUCGACGGCUUGCCGGGCCUGGUUGACAUGAUAGCAUCCCAGCCUGCCGACUUCCUGGAAAAGCACCUGCCGGAGGAGAAGAUCGAUGUUAGGGAGUUCCGGGUGCCCAAGUUCAAGCUGUCCUUCCAUGGCAGCGUCGUCGACAUCCUCAAGAAGCUGGGGCUUCAGUUGGCGUUCAGUGAUCAAGCCGAUUUGUCUGACAUGGUGGAGGACGAUGAAUCUGGCUUGCCAUUGGUCUUGAACGACGUAAUCCACAAGGCGGUCAUCGAGGUAAACGAGGAAGGCACCAUAGCCGCGGCUGUGUCCAUAGAUGAGAUGUUAUUCGGUGGUGUUAAUUUCAUGCGUCCGCCACCUCCUCGAGUAGAUUUUGUAGCCGACCAUCCGUUUGCGUACUUAAUAGUGGAGGAGACAACCGGCGCAGUUGUCUUUGCAGGGCAUGUCCUUGACCCCUCCAUCGAGAGCUAG
Messenger RNA from Triticum urartu, 1398 nucleotides. NCBI's taxonomy places the organism in Eukaryota, Viridiplantae, Streptophyta, Magnoliopsida, Poales, Poaceae. The record is from RefSeq and is a predicted model, not a curated record.